This is a messenger RNA of Oncorhynchus mykiss (rainbow trout), 7246 nucleotides long. Its product is annotated as FYVE, RhoGEF and PH domain-containing protein 6. The record is from RefSeq and is a predicted model, not a curated record. Gene Ontology annotation, cellular component: cytoplasm. Gene Ontology annotation, molecular function: guanyl-nucleotide exchange factor activity; metal ion binding. NCBI's taxonomy places the organism in Eukaryota, Metazoa, Chordata, Actinopteri, Salmoniformes, Salmonidae.
GUUUGUAAACGAAGUAAAUGUAAACAAACAAUAUAUAUCCUCAAAACACGGUUAAGACUAGAAUUGUGAUCUAAUGGACGGUCAGUCCUCGCAUCCAUAGUUGUCUAUGAAUUUGUGAGUAGUUUCACUUCUUCAGUCCAAUCACUCAGCUUUAUAACAGAAACAAGGGCGGGACAACAUUUAGUUACUGUAUCAAGUGCUGAUUGGUGCUUUGAGAGACCCCUAGUGGACAUUGUGUGAAUGUCCAGCAAUAAACUCAUCUCAGUUCAUAACAUCGGGGUGGAUCAGUGCAUCGCGACUGUUGCCAGUUCAAGAUCAAAUGUGGAAAUAUAACUUCAUCUUUAAAGGGUAGAUCGCAAGAUUAAUUACAACGUUUUGACGCCACACUUGAGUGUUGAUAAUGUGUCUCAAGGAAGAAUGAAGAAAGCCAGCGGUUUCCCUGGGUUGAGUUGAACGAUUUUGAGAAGCCGGAGGAGUGUGAUUGUGCGGCAGGAAUCAUCGUCAUGAGCGCAGGCAUGCAGAAACCACCAGUUGCCCCCAAACCAAAGAAUGCCCAGCCACAGAGGCCAGGGCCCUCCCCCUCCUCGACCCCCAAAAGAGAUGGCCUUUUUCAGGCUUCCCUCUGUACACCAAAGACGGUUAAACCAGCUCUGGCCCCUAAACCACCAUGCCUACCCAAACCAUUCCUCACCACUUCUGUGGAGUCCAAACCACCAUGCCUACCCAAACCAUGCCUCAACGCUGCUAUGGAGUACAAACCUCUUUCCUCAAAGACUGUCCAUCACCAUCAGACUUAUUCUCAGAGACCAUCAGAGAUGUCUACAAGUAUAGGUCUUCUGAAGUCCAGGAAUACAAUACCUGAUUGGGAUAAUAUUAUUCCUAUCUGUCUGUGUAGCCAGAAGAACUGUCUGUGUGUUGGGAACAGCAUCACAAUGGACACAGUGAUUAACACGAUUCCUAAAGACUUGAAAACAUUGCAUAACAAUUGCAAAACGGAGGAAUCUAGAAUAAAGCCUGUUCUCAGAUCUCGAUCUGGGGAGAACAAAGGGGUCAACAACAACAAGAGGAAAGCAGUCAACAACGCUCUACCAGACAAUUGCGUACAGGUUGUGUUGCUGUCCACCAAUAACCACCUCUUAAACCCGAAACAGAACCUCAACUCCGACAUUGUGACGCCAUCAUCACGCCCUGACAUAAAGCGCCCUCUUCCUCAGAGAACGCAUAGCAAUGAAGCCAACGGUAACGUCGUCACCACCUCCUCUAAUGCCAUUGGUCACAGAGAACGGGAAGAUCCCACCAGCUCCACAGGGAUUGGCAGAGACACUGGCACAUCCAAUCAGAACCCAGCUGCCCCUAGGAAGCCCCUCCCUGUCCCCGUACCGCGGAAACCCAGGAAGUCUGUUCUGGUUGGACAGGAAGUCCCAGAGGAGGGGAGGCAAGGGAGGGAAAUGACUGUCAGAAAGGUGUCACUGGAGAGGAAAAGCAGCCCAUCUCUGUCUGUCAACGCACCUGCUACUCAGGCACACAACAUCCCAGAAAGUCCUGCCAGUACAAAUGAUAGCUGGGAGGGUCUCCCAUCCUCCAGGACACCCGGCCCGCCACCUGUUCCUGCUCCCCCUCCCAGAAAGGAAGCCUUUCUUUCUGAACCUGAGAGAGCAGCACCGACCUCCUCUGCCACCUCCUCUCAGCACCUCCUCCCCACCUCCUCCCCUCUGCACCUCCUCCCCUCCUCUUCCUGUCUGCACCUCCCUCAGGAUGUAGAGGAGGAAGAGCUGAGAUGGGUGGAUGACGCUGUCUAUGAACUGGAGUGUUCAGUGGACAAGGAAGAGGAGGAGGAAGGGAGGAAUGAAGAGGAGGAGAUCCAUGGUAAGAUUAGUUGUCAUCCUCUCUCAAACAGUCGUUCCAACCAGCUGGAGCUCAGCUCCAACUGCCACUUUCCCCUCACCUUAAUAACCACUGGGAGUUACAAAGAAAACGCGAGUGCUCAAAACAAGAUGGCUGGCUUCCCCAAGAAACUGCAGAGACGCAGCUCCCCAGCAGCGUGGGUACUGAAGAAUGAACUGUCAGAAGAGAGAGAAGUGGAGGAACGAAAGACUUCCGAUAGUGACGAUGAUGGAGGUGCCCUCACCAAGGCCACGAAAGCUAUGAGAAAGCUCCCUGCAACCCCAGGAGAGGAUAAACCAAAAAGGAACAGAAUCUUUCAGACGCUGGUGUCUCCUGUAUCCCGUAAGAGGAGCACGGACAACACACAGACAAAGGGCAGCUUGACAACGGAUGAAACGCUGUCACCGUCCAAGCCGUCUCGCUCCAGCCGGGGGAAACAGAAGGCCAAGUCCUUCUCCUCUGCCGACCUGACCCCCUCUGAGGGACAGAAACAGAACUCUUUCCGGAGGCUUCUCAAUCUGAAACUCUCUGUCAAGAGGCUGCCCAAGCUGGCCAAGGGAGGCCAGUCUCUAGACAGCACUGCAGCUGAGGCAGAACAAUAUGCGGAUUAUGUAUUCCAAGACCGUGGCGUCUGUUUCCAGGAACGCCUGGGCAUUCGGGUGGGGGAUGCCCGCAAGUUCUCCUGUCCCCAACUGGGGGUGAUUGGGGUUGGGGCGGAGCAGAGCGUGGACGGGGAUGAGAUCCACUACCCCGGAGCGGAGCAGGCUGUGGAGUAUGAAAAUGUUCCCUAUUACGAGGCCAUACCUGAGUAUUUUAACCAGCCUGUUGGACUGGGAUUACGGGGGAGUGAGCUGGGGGUGGGUACACCACCGGACCAGUCGGAGUGCCACAACCACCUGUAUGAUGAUGCCGAUAUCUAUGAGGAACAGGAGCCGUACCAUCCCCUGAAGAGACACAGUGAACACAGCAGCACUGAGGAAUUCUUCUAUGAGGAACAGGAGUCGUACCAUCCCCUGAAGAGACGCAGUGAACAGCAACUGAACCAGCACAGCAGCACUGAGAGGAGUUCUAUAGAUGAGGAUGUUGGCCCGCUAGAUGAAGGUCAGUCGGAUGAAGACGUCAUGGUUCAGAGUUCAGAUGAGGAGGAUGAUGAGAGUUCCUCCUCUAGCAAAGGAGAACCUGAGAAGCCUGAGGAGAGGGAGGUUGGCAGUGGUGCCAAGCGGAACAAGAUAGUCCACAUCGCCAGAGAGAUCAUGAGCUCCGAGAAUGUAUUUGUCAACGUCCUGAAGCUUCUCCAUAUCGACUUCCGUGACGCGGUGGCGAAGGCUUCGCGUCCGAGUGGGAAGCCUAUUAUAGAGGAGGCUAUUCUGAACCAGAUCCUGUACUAUCUGCCCCAGCUCUACGAACUGAACCAGGACCUGCUCAGAGAGCUGGAGGACAGGGUCGCCCAGUGGGAUGAACGUGGUCGUCUAGCUGACAUCUUUGUGAAGAAAGGGCCUUAUCUGAAGAUGUAUUCCACAUACAUCAGAGAGUUUGACAAGAAUGUGGCCCUACUAGACGAGCACAGCAGGAAGAAUCCAGCCUUCGCUGCAGUGGUGCGGGAAUUUGAGGCUGGUCCUCGCUGUGCCAGUCUGGCUCUGAGGCAUUACCUGCUGAAGCCUGUUCAGAGGAUCCCUCAGUAUCAGAUGCUGCUCACAGACUACCUGAAGAACCUGUCUCCAGACUCGGCAGAUUACAAAGACACACAAGCUGCUCUGGGCAUCGUGAAGGAGGUGGCCAACCAUGCCAAUGACAUCAUGAAACAGGGGGAUAACUUCCAGAAGCUGAUUCAGGUUCAGUGCCGUCUGAACGGACACCAUGAGAUCGUCCUGCCUGGGAGGGUGUUCCUGAAAGAGGGUGUUCUGAUGAAGCUCUCCAGGAAGGUCAUGCAGCCCAGGAUGUUCUUCCUGUUCAACGACACGUUGCUGUACACCACACCUGUUCAAUCUGGCCAGUUCAAACUCAACAACAUGCUGUCUCUGGCUGGGAUGAAGGUCAGCAAGCCCAGCCAAGAGGCCUUUCAGAAUGAGCUGACCAUUGAGAGUGUGGAACGCUCCUUCAUACUCUCUGGCAGUUCUGCGGUUGAGAGAGAUGAUUGGCUGGAGGCCAUCUCCACAGCGAUCAAUGACUACACCAGGAAGAAGAUUUCCUUCAUCUCCAGCAAGACUCUGGAGGAGACUGGGUCUGAGAACAGUGGCAGUGGGGCCCCUUUGGGUUCUAAGGCCCCUAUCUGGAUCCCAGACCCGAGGGCCACCAUGUGUAUGGUCUGUACCUGUGAGUUCACCCUCACCUGGAGACGACACCACUGCCGAGCCUGUGGAAAGGUGGUGUGCCAGUCCUGCUCCUCCAACAAACACUGUCUGGAGUAUCUGAAGAACCAGCUGGCCAGAGUGUGUGAUCAGUGCUUUAUUGUACUACAGCAGAGAAGUGAAAAGGACCUGUCUGCCACUCUCUCCCCUGGUGGAAAAUCCUCCUUUGCUUUCGCCAGGAAAACGAAGAAGAUCCCUGCUGCCCUCAAGGAGGUGUCAGCGAACACAGACAACUCGUCUAUGAGUGGUUACCUGCAGAGGUCAAAGGGCAAUAAGAAGCAGGGGAAGAGGCUUUGGUUCGUCAUCAAGAACAAAGUCCUGUAUACGUACGCUGCCAGUGAGGACGUGGCAGCGUUAGAGAGCCAGCCAUUGCUGGGCUUCAUGUUGAAAGAGGAGGAAGAAGGGGCAGGACCGCCAGUUCAGAAGCAACAGUUCAAGCUCUAUCACAAAAACACGCUGCAUUACAUUUUCAAGGCAGACGACAGCCAAACUGCCCAAAGGUGGAUAGAUGCGUUCAAGGAAGCUAUGGUGCUCUAACCAUCAUUCUCUGUACCUGCAGUCGAUGAACUGUACCUAAAGCAGUGACGUUACGAAGGUGUGGCCGUGUCACUGUAUGACGAUGUGAAUUUUGUAAUUGUAUUGCAAUACAAUUAAUUAUGUCUCUACUGAAAACCAAUAAGAGCACAGUGGAGGCAUUCAUUGCUGAUGCAAGCAUAAUACCUAUAUCCCCAAAUGAAGGAUUUCUAAGCAAAAAUGAAAUGCACAUUUUUAUUGUUGAUAUGAAGCAGAUUUUUGGGUGGGAUUAUGGCUCAUAGAACACAGGUGGGUCGUUCCAUCAAUUAGGUGCCUUUUUGAGCAGUCUAACGGGGUGAAAUAAAACAUUGGAUUUCACCUCAUUUUAACAUUUUAUCAUGAAGAGCACAUGUUCAACUUCAUAAAAAAAUAAAAAAAAACAUUUUCCAUCUCGAGGUUGAAUAAAAAAUAUACGAUAGUAUAAGUGCAGGUAUACCAAAGUAACAGGGUUGGUGAUUUCAUCUUUAAACAGUCAUAAAUCCCCUUGUGACAGGAGGAUUGGAAGUUUGUUGUGUGCCACAGGGAUGAGCAAUUGAAAGUAAACUUCUGAUUUUUGUUUUAUUUUUUUUGUUAAACAUUUCUAGCCUGUCCAUCUAUGUGUAACAGGGUUGACAUGUUAUGUUCGACCCACUCACUUUUCCACUUAAAAACCCCAGAAAAUGGCCAAGAUUAGUAGAACCAGUUUACCUGCUUAUACACUAUAGUUUGAAUAUUAGAUAUUUAUUUUGCAGAACAAGGAUAAGGAUAAUAAGGAAUAGUUUCACCAUAUUAAAAUGAGAGUUCAGCUCACAAUAACAGGGUUGACAAAAUGAGGGACAGAUGUAAAUUAAUCACGAAUCACAUUAAAAUAAAUACAUUUUCAGAAAUUACUUUGUAAAAGUAACAAACAAUGAUGGUGAAAUCUUGGAUAAAUGUUGGGAUUAAAGUGUGUUAAAAUCUUCAUAGUUGGUCCAAGGAGGGAUUUCAAAAUUCAUCAUUUUUGCACUUUAGCAAGUGUUUUAUUAAAUGAUCCAUGUGCUAUAUAUUAAAGGGCACUUCAAUUUUUAUUUUUAUUUAACUAAGCACGGCACUUAAGAACAAAUUCUUAUUUACAAUGACGGCCUACCCCGGCCAAACCCUAGCCAGGACAAUGCUGGGCCAAUUGUGUGCCGCCAUAUGGGACUCCAAAUCACUUCUGGUUGUGCUACAGCUUGGAAUCGAACCAGGGUCUGUCGUGACGCCUCUAGCACUGAGAUGCAGUGCCUUAGACCGCUGCGCCACUCGGGAGCCCAAAUUAAUAUAACAGGCUUUUAAAAUGCAAUAUUUGGCCGCGAUUUCUACUUAAAAUGUCAGAGACGCAAAAGGCACUUAUUUCGUGGAACAACCCAGGUUGUAAAGUCCUUAUACAUGGUUGAAGACCAUAUUUGGCCUUAUUUUACCAAUUCAAAUGCCUUCAGCCCUGGAGGCUUGCACAUAAGAGCUGUAGAGUUUUGUUACCGACGUGUCAUUGUGUCAUUACUGGUGACAUCUGCAUUUUUUUAGUAUUUACCGUUAAGGUUGAUUGAAUAUCUUAUUUUAAUGCAUUAUGCAGAACAGUCAAAUAAAUGUGUGGUUUUAUCACAGGACUUGUUCUAUGGAAUGUUGUUGAUUCAUUAGACCAUUGCAGUUAUGUCAUCAAGGGGGGGGGGGGGAGACAACGUGAGCAUAAUUCACACCAUUACAGCUUUAUCUCAGACACUGCAUUGAGUAGUCCAGACAUGUCUGUUUGUUUACGGCACCUGAAAAACAUUCAUUCAUUUGUGUGUGGGGGGGAAUUCACUCAUGAACACAUGGGCCUUUGCACUUGUUCUGUGGGAAUGAAUAAAUCAAAACCCAACAGUUUACCUCUCAAUAUUCCUUUAUUAGGCACUAGAGCACUCAAUCCUAGUUAUGAAACUCUAAAAUGUUGCUAUCAUGGAUACUGAUUUUAAAUAGAAUAUUAAAUAAAUCAGGUUUACAUGUAUUUUAUAUUUACUGGUCUGAUUACCCUUUUCUGCACUAUGUGCCUAUUUUAAUAAACACUUGUCGUAUUUCGCUGUCUCAUCUCUUAUGCCAUCCACAGUAGGCUAACGCGACAGAAUUGUGGGCCUGGGACAGAAUUCCUGUCUUGUUUUUACUGACGGUGCAAACUAGGCUAUUGGUUUAAAGAAAAUCUCAGAGAUCUCAAAUUGUGGGAAGGAUACUGUAGUUUGCAGGCCUAAGUGAUUAGUAUCAAGUUCUGAAUAAUCUCUCUGAUUACCCGUUACUUUGAACAGUUCUCCUCCUCCUCACCUUUUUCCUUCGCUUGUGUACUUCAGUGCACAACACAACAGCUGUCUGUGACCAGGCGAAAAAACUUUUCCAAGCUAAAACUUCAUACCAUAACUGCUAACCGCUACACACAGGCUACAUCGUUGUCACCAUAAUUAGCUAACAUCAUUGUC